AUGCCUCUGCGUUCAGACGCCCUUCACGCACUCGACGACGGUCUCAGCCAUGGAAAUGGCGCUGGCCUUCAGCUUCCGCAGGCAAUUCUGCCCCCGGAGAUUCGGUUGAUGGUUCUGGAAGAGCUCGAAAGACUGGUUGAAGGACGUAGUCGGCUCUCGCACUUCUCCGCCGUUUCGGCAGAGUGGAGAGCCUUCUUCCAACCUCGAAUCUUUGAAACCUUGAGCAUCCGGCAUCCCGGACCGGACGUCACCCAGUUGGACGCAAACGUACGCGGCGACCGAACGAGGCUCGUCAAGCGGAUCUCCCUCCAUGUGACCACGGACGAGUACGACGCCAGACACGACUUCGACAGACCGGAGUCCGGGAGUUCCCAGAGAGCAAACGACACAAUGCUUCAAGAGGCACUGCACGAGCUGUUCCGUGUUCUCUCCAAAUGGGGAUACGCAGAGGAUGCACACGGUAUCUCGCUGGAUAUCAGUGUUAGUUCCCGCAGCGAUGCAGAACACCAGCUCAACCACCGCAACGAUCGACCCCAUCUCAGCCGGUCUCGUGUUCACUCGCAAGACUUCGAGAGAUGCCUUCUCGGUAGCCUCUUCGGCCCAGGCCUCGCCCGCCCGCCGCUUCCGCGGGUGCCCAUCAUCAAACGGUUGUCCAUGAGCAAUCAAAACUACCGCAGCUUCUCGGCGGAGUCUCUGCCCCGAAUCCUUCUCAGCCUGUGCUGCCUCGAAACGGUCAACUACGCGCCCGGACGCUCGAUCGAUGCGGCGGGGCGCAUCGCCCGGAGCCAAGCGAACAUGUCGUUAUUCCAAUGUGUCGAAAAUUCCACCACGGUCAAGUCGGUACAUCUGUCAGAGUCUCGGUCCGAAAUCAGGAACCUCGUCCUGGCAUCCGUCAAAGCGAGCUAUGGGCUUCGGACUCUCGCGAUAUGCCACGCGAUCGAUGCCAGAGAAUUUUUCCAGUGCCACGAAGACGCAAACAGGAUCCCAUCCGCCCAAUGUGCGACCGUGGGGUCUUGGCCGGUUCUCGAACGGCUGGUACUCACCACAGAGACCGGCGACCUAGUGGCUGGCGCAUCCCACGUGGACAGCGUGCUGUUGAUGGCGGCCACAGCCGCUUUGCAGAUGCCAUCGCUGAAGACCAUGGAGAUAUGGGCCUCGAGAAUCGACCACCAUUUCGUGUUCCGCUAUUAUGCAGGCGCAUACGGGCCAACGGUCUGUGUGUGCGCGACCUGGCCGGUGAAGCUCGGGGCCGCAGUGCUCGAUGCGUGGCAGCAGGCGGCGGGCGGACACGCGCAACAAAAGCAACGACAGCUCCGACACAAGGUGGCUUCGUUGGACCCGGGGCCGAUGGAAAAAAGGUCCAUGGACUACUUUUGCCAUAAAAUACGGCCAAAACGUAUCAUGAGAGACUGGUGA
Messenger RNA from Colletotrichum higginsianum IMI 349063, 1416 nucleotides. RefSeq names its product F-box domain protein. NCBI's taxonomy places the organism in Eukaryota, Fungi, Ascomycota, Sordariomycetes, Glomerellales, Glomerellaceae. The record is from RefSeq and is a predicted model, not a curated record. The transcript is spliced from 2 exons. Bases 1 to 1416 code for a protein of 471 amino acids.